Messenger RNA from Galendromus occidentalis (western predatory mite), 1743 nucleotides. RefSeq names its product kinesin-like protein KIF12. Gene Ontology annotation, cellular component: microtubule associated complex. The record is from RefSeq and is a predicted model, not a curated record. Gene Ontology annotation, biological process: spindle elongation; microtubule-based movement; mitotic spindle organization. Gene Ontology annotation, molecular function: microtubule binding; microtubule motor activity; ATP binding. Lineage: Eukaryota; Metazoa; Arthropoda; Arachnida; Mesostigmata; Phytoseiidae.
AUGGAUCGUGAAAACGCUCGACCAUCAACGGCUUCAUCUCAGGAUUCGUUGAUGACGGCUGGGAGUCCGGAGACUUCGGUCUCCAAUGGAGACUCAUCGGAUAACAUCAAUGUCGUAGUCCGCGUCCGGCCCAUCAACGAUGUCGAGUCGAAGAAAAAAGAUACUCACGCUCUUCAAUAUCCCGGCGAGGGACAGAUUCUCGUCGAUGAAGACAGUACGACGCAGACGAAGCUCUUCACCUUCAGUGUCGUUUUCGAGCCUGAAGCAACCCAGGAAGAUGUUUUCGAAUACUGCGGCGUCAAGCGGCUCUGCGACGCCGCUCUGGACGGAUUCGCGUCCACCAUCAUGGCCUAUGGCCAGACAGGAUCCGGAAAGACGUACACGAUGACAGGGUCGGAAGGGAGUAAAAGCGCGUCCCCCGGACUCAUACAAAUGGCAUUUGCUUAUCUCUUCAAUGAACUUAGGCAGAAAAAGGGAGUCGAUUACGUGGUCCGAGCGUCUUACCUUGAGAUAUACAAAGAACACGUCUUGGACCUCUUGAACCCGUCGUCGAAAUCCUUGCAACUCCGAUGGAACAAGAACAAAGGCCACUAUGCUGAAAAUUUAUUUGUGGUCGAAUGCGAAGACGAGGGUGACCUCCAGGGUGUCUUCGAGGAAGGACGGAAGAAUCGACAGAUUCGUUCCCACGAAAUGAAUGAACACUCAUCGAGAUCGCACACAAUCCUAACCGUAUACCUCAACUCUGAACAGAAGGAUUUUGACGACCCGAACUGCUACAUAAGGAAACAAGGGAAGCUUAGUUUCGUUGAUCUCGCUGGAUCCGAGAAAACGAAGAAGACCAAGAGCCAGGGCAACACUCUGAAGGAAGCCAACAACAUUAACAAGAGCCUUCUCGUCCUCGGAAACUGCAUUUCGAUGUUGGCCGAUCCUAAGAAGCGCAACGGACACAUUCCUUACCGAGACUCAACUCUAACGAAGCUUCUCAAUGACUCUCUGGCUGGCAACGGAAUGGCUCUUAUUAUCGCGUGCGUAUCGCCGGCGAAGUCAAAUACCCUCGAAACGAUCCAAACAUUACGGUAUGCUUCCAGAGCCAAACGAGUGAAGACGAAACCAAUGGUUCGAAUGGAUCCCCGGGAGCUUACGAUUCUUUCGCUACGACGCGAGGUGAAAUUGCUCCGCAUGGAAAACACUUACUUGCGACAACAAGUCAAGAACACCGCGGGCAGCGUCAAACUGGAUAAAGUAAUGGCCGGGUCAGCUCCACCGAAAACUCCAGAUUCUGGAUUCGAGCUCGAAAACGGCGAAGAACCCGUGAAAGAGAAGUACAUGGUCACGAAAUACAUGCACGAAAACGAAGAAUUGAGGGCGGAGAACGCGGAGAUGCACCGCAUCCGCGAGAUCCUCAUCAGAGAUCAUGAGAUGGUCUGCCGCGAGAACGAGCGCCUCCAAAAAUUGAAGGACCUGGAAGUAGCUGUCACGAGCGGCGAGAGUCUGAGUCCAGGGAUGUUCGGAGCGCCAGAAACGCCGCCUCUCGGGGCACCUGUGUCGGCAGGAAGUGGUAGCUGGAGGAGUCUUCACGAGCUCGCGAAACAGCCACUUCCUAACAAGAACACGGACAAGGAGCUGAAAGAUCUAAGGGACACGAUAGGUUCCUCCGGGAGCGGAGGAUCCGGAAACCGGAGUCGACGAGCGUCGCAAGAACGGAUAGCUUUGAGUCCCACCGUGACGAAAAUCGGUCGCUGA